UCCAUUAUUGGGGGCUCGGCGCAUCGUACCAGAGUCAGAGGGAGCGCGCUUGACUAAAGCACGCGCCAGGCAGUGAUGUGUCGCAGAUUUUUAAAACUCAGAAAGAUAACCUAAAAUACCGCUCAACUAUCUAAUACGUGCAUGUGAGUAAGUGAUAAAGACUCCGAUAAUAGAAAAGGGUUGUAGAGUAGGCAAAAAGCUUGUUUUAGCCGCUGCAGUGAGUUUUGGGGAUUUGGGGGGUAUUUUUCUUGGAAAGAACGAGAAACAUUUCGCGUUCCCUGUUUUGAGCGUGCGACAAGCAGCCUAGGAGCGAUGGAACUGUCAUCUAUAGGCGAACAAGUGUUUGCAGUUGAAUCAAUAACCAAGAAGAGAGUCAGAAAGGGUAAUGUGGAAUACUUAUUGAAGUGGCAGGGAUGGCCACCAAAGUACAGCACCUGGGAACCAGAGGACCACAUACUGGACCCACGCCUGGUGCUGGCUUAUGAAGAGAAGGAGAAGAAGGACCGAGCCCUGGCAUACCGCAGGAAAGGACUCAGACCACGGAGACUCGUCUUGCGGUCUUCUCUUCUCCUACAGAAUAUCUAUGCCAUGGACCUCCGUAGUGCACACAAAGUCCCAGAUACCCCUCGUCUGCGCCUCUCCCUUACCCGCUCCAUGGGCUCCGAGCUGGACCAGGGCAGUCUGCCAUACAGGGCGGGGGAGGGAGGGAGCGUCUACCCCCGCCUGGCAAGACGCAAGAACAAGCAGAGGGUGUCCAAACCUGUGUCUGACAACAAUUCCCUUCAACCACUGACCCGCAUACAGGACCCCAUGGAGCAUGAAUGGCAAGGCGCAGAGGAGAGACCGGAAUCAGAGUUAACAACAGACACACGGCAUAGUCGGUCAGAGUGCAGCUAUCCCAUGAUGGAGCAGGAGGUGGAGUCGACGCCUGACAGAGUGGAGAGUUGUGGUUCCACACUGGGCUCUGGAGAUGAGACAUUGGGGGGUGGGGCCUUGUUGAGGGUGACAGGGGCAGGGUACAGGUCAGAGGGUGGGACCUCUGAAACUGGACAGGAACAAAUGGAUAGGACUGAUCAGUCAGAGAGCUGUGUUUCUGCAGAGGGUCCAGAAGACCUUAACAUUAGCAAUAGGUUAGUGGAUAGUGACACAGAAGUGGAAUUGGGGACAGAUACCUUGAUUGACAGGGUAGAAAGGUUAGGCACAGCUAAUGCUAUUGAGAGGGUAGAGGAGUUGGGGACAGAUUAUUUUAUUGACAGGGUAGAGGAGAUGGGGACACAUAUUCUGAUUGACAGGGAUAGCACUUCAGUGGUGGAUGUUGGAGAUGAAACCGUGGCUGAUGGUUCAGUGGUCUGUACCGAUGUUGAGGUUGCAGAGGAAGUGGUGGAGAAUGACACAAAACAGCAAGGUGAAGAGGUUGUGACACAGUGUCCAGACAGUAGUGGCGCAGAAGUGAAUCCUGGCAAAGUGAUUGUGACCUAUGUGACUAUCAACUCUUUGACCGUAACUUUCAAAGAGGCCUUGGCAGCUGAAGGGUUUUUUAAGAGCUGAAGGACAGAGUUCUGAGUGAGGAUUAGAGAACAUGUGAGGUUAUACAUGAAAUGCAGCCCAUAUGUUGAAUUUACCACUUAGGAACAUGUUUAGAUAAACAACCACAAUAUAAUUUGUCAUUAAAGAUGUUUACAAAGCCUAUGAGAGUAAAUUGAUACCAAUUACUAGGGUUUUGGUGAGGUAUUGUACUUUUAGAGAAUUGGGUGGUAAUUUUCACAUUGUGUUUGGUUCUGGAAAGAUGAUUAGUAAGAGAGGAUGAGGGAGAGAGCAGUUGACUCCUGAAUGUCAUAUUUAUAACAUUACUACUUCUCCAACGUCUCUUAUUCCAGGAGGCUCAUUUCGGUUGCUCUUUUUUCUAACGCUUUUGUAUUAAGUCUGUCUUCCUCAGUAUUAACAGUAAGUUGUGCAUGUCCCGUAUGUCAUGCACACCCUUAUCCUCCAUUCGAUUUGUUAGUUUGAUUUCUAUAACAAAGAAACAGAAAGGAGAGAAGGAAUGCCUGGAGGGAUAGAAGUUUAAGCAUUUCAAGAUGAAGGCUGGCUUCGUUGAAGUAUUGUUGUUUUUCUUUAUUUUACUUCUCAAAUUAAAAGAGCCUACCUGAUUCUAGUUUUGUAUUACCAUUUGAUAGUCCACCCCUCUCGCUAAGCCUUUGUGCAUUUCUAAAGAGGGGAUAUCAGUUUACACCACUCAUUCCCAAAUGUGUUUUAGGUCUCAUUUCAGUUACUCCUUUUUCUAACGCAUUUGUAUAAAGUCGACUGUCUUCCUCAGUGUUUACAGUAAGUUAUGCAUGUCCUGUCAAUCACGCACAGCCUUGUCCUUCAUUUCAUUCAAUGUUUAUUUCUAUGACAAAAAUAGAAAGGAAAGAAGGAAUUCCUGGAAGGAUAGAAGUUCAGCAUUCCAAGAUGAAGGCUGGCUACGUUGAAGUAUUGCUUUUACUUCCAGGUAAAACAAAAAGGCAUAUUCUUGUAUUACCAAUUGAUAGUCCACCCCUCUCACUAAGCCUUUGUGCAUUUCUGAAGAGGAGAUAUCAGCUUGCACAUGUCCUACUGCAACAAUGGUGUAAACUGAAGCAAAUGUUCUCGGUUGUAUUUAUCGCAUGUCACAUGUAAAAGCUAAAUUAAAUGUCACGUGUUGAAAAAUGUAUCUUUGGUCACAAUGACAUGUCAAAUGUCUUCUCUAUACCAUAUGCCUAGAAAUAUAUAUAGUGUCAAAUCUACUUGUGCUUGAGAUUCAUAUAACCUCAACAUUUUAGCAUGGAAUAAAACAUGUUAGCAGUAACAAGUGUCCUCGCUGGUCCAUUUUAGUAGCUUUUUUGGAAAUGCAUGUGCAGCAACUUGUGCAUCCUUUUACCACCACUAGGGGUCAGUCUCCUCAGGGAACCAUGUACUUAGGUCGAUCCACCCCAACCCCCCCAAGAUAAAAAUACACUAAUUUGACUAGCUACAAGCAAAAGUAUUCAGCACAUCUUUCAUUUUCAUUUUAUUAUAUAAAAAAAAAACAGUAUUUGAGUCCACAGUUCUUUGUACAGUAAAAAAUAUUAAAUUAAA
Molecule: messenger RNA, 3093 nt
Organism: Oncorhynchus tshawytscha (Chinook salmon)
Lineage: Eukaryota; Metazoa; Chordata; Actinopteri; Salmoniformes; Salmonidae
Exons: 6
Coding region: 313-1548 (411 amino acids)
Biological process (GO): negative regulation of transcription by RNA polymerase II
Cellular component (GO): PRC1 complex
Source: RefSeq, a predicted model, not a curated record